Messenger RNA from Megalobrama amblycephala (Wuchang bream), 2577 nucleotides. RefSeq names its product hydroxysteroid (11-beta) dehydrogenase 2 (gene hsd11b2). Gene Ontology annotation, molecular function: oxidoreductase activity. The transcript has 5 exons. The coding region runs from base 254 to 1495 and encodes 413 amino acids. NCBI's taxonomy places the organism in Eukaryota, Metazoa, Chordata, Actinopteri, Cypriniformes, Xenocyprididae. The record is from RefSeq and is a predicted model, not a curated record.
GAAUCUGUUCACUAGCUCUUACUCUCCUACUCUGAGUUGGAACGUGUGAGAUGUGUGUGAGCUUGAGAUUGUAGGGAACCGAGCAGGCACAUGGUUGCUCAUUUGUAAGUGUGAUCCCACUUGAGAAAGACACCGUGACAAAGAGACAGGGAGAGAGAAAAAGAGGGAAAGGUGCCAGUGUCAGUAUAAGAGAGAGAAAAAGAAAGAGAAACGAGGCAGUGAGAGAGUACAAAGCAUUUUCACCUCUAGUACAAUGGAAGACUGUGCAGUGUCUUUCUGGAUUUACAUCGGAGUAAUGUCCAUCAUUGUUGGUGGAGCGGUGAAGAAGUUUCUGGCAUUCCAUAUCAGUGCCAUGCCCUCAGUGGUGGCAUGGCUGGGUGCCACUCUGCUGGUGGAGAGACUGUGUGCCCUGUGCAUGCCUGCUGUGCUGGCAAGAUUGAUCCUCUGUGUGUCCUGCUGGCUGUACUUUACGUGGGCCACCCCCAAACCCUCCCUGCCUGUGGAAGGCAAGGCAGUCUUCAUCACAGGUUGUGAUUCAGGGUUUGGUAACGCUACAGCAAAGCGGUUAGAUGCAAUGGGGUUUGAAGUGUUUGCGACUGUAUUGAACCUGGACGGAGAGGGAGCCAAGCACUUGCGCAGAGUCUGUUCAUCACGUCUUACCCUCCUGCAGGUAGACAUCACCCAGCCUCAGCAGGUACAGCAAGCCCUGCUUGACACCAAGGCCAAACUUGGCAUGAGAGAUUUGUGGGGGCUUGUAAAUAACGCUGGAUGGUGUGUGAAUAUUGGGGAUGCUGAGCUCUCCCUCAUGUCCAACUACAGAGGAUGCAUGGAGGUCAACUUCUUUGGAACACUCACCGUCACCAGGACCUUCCUGCCACUUCUCAGACAGGCAAAAGGCCGGAUUGUGACAAUCUCCAGCCCUUCAGGUGAGCAUCCCUUCCCUUGUUUGGCGUCAUACGGGGCUUCAAAAGCUGCACUGAAUCUUUUUAUCAACACACUUCGUCAUGAGCUGGAGCCAUGGGGUGUCAAAGUCUCCACUAUCUUACCCUCUUCCUUUAAGACAGGGCAGAGCAGUAACACAGAGUACUGGGAGAAAGAGUACAAGAAACUGAUCCAGAACUUGCCGCCAAGCCUUCUCGAAGAAUAUGGGGAAGAAUAUCUGCUGGAGACCAAGGAACUCUUCCAGAGUUAUGCAAAAACAGCUAAUGAGGAUCUGAGUCCUGUCGUCAACACCAUUGUGGACGCACUACUCUCUCCUCAACCCCAGGUGCGAUACUAUGCCGGGCCAGGUUUAACACUCAUGUACCUCAUCUGCAGCUACUUCCCUGUGAGCAUCAGCAACAGGUUCCUCAAAAAACUGUUUGUACAGAAGAAGGUGAUGCCUCGCGCCCUUAUGAAACAACAAGGCCUGAGCCUAAACGACAAUAACAACAGUAUAAAGGAAAACAUGAAUAACAGUAACAACAAUAAAAGCUUCACAAAGAUUAUUGAUUAGUACUGGUAAAGAGUGUAAAUCAUCCUUUAGCACCAUUAAUGUGAUCUACUUAUAGAGAUUUGUUUCCAUUGUGUAUACUUUACUUUUCUUUUCUCCUGUCUUGUUUUGUUGUAUAUAUUGUGUAAUAUUUUGAGGGGAUCACUGAAUUGCACCAAAUCAUCAAUGGUAAACCCAGUGCUUACAAGGCAGUUGACACUCUUAAGCAUCAUGAAGAUAAUAAUAAAGUGGUCAUGCCCACAAUUCUCAGGUGAGGCAAAAUCCAAACAGAUACGAAACAUAUGGUUUAUUUAUUUUGGAGAAUGCAUAAAUUCUGGGUGUUUACCAUGGACACACUUUAAAGGCCCGACCGUUCACACCAAGGACGAUGACUAUAAAGAUAAUGAUAAAGAUAAAUAUAAAAGAAUAGUAGAGUCCACACCAUAAUGAUAUAGUUCAAAUCACUUUCAGAACAGCUUUUUCCAGUUGAUGAAUGAUAAAAAUGGCCAAUCAGAAUUCACCAGACUUUAAAGAUUUCGAGCAUUUAAAGUGGCAGAUGAUAUAAUUGCAGCGUGUGCUUAGAAUAAAUAGAAUGAUAUUGUCCACUGGUGUGGAUGCUAAUAUAUUUAUCAUUAUUAUCUUUAUAGUUAUCGUUCUUGGUGUGAAUGAGCCUUAACCGAUGUGCCAUAGAUUCGAUGAGUCAAUUUCACUAAGGCAUGUAUGAUCAUUAACAGCCAAACACCUGACACGGCUGACUAUCCGUACUGCACUGAGAGGCUGAUGAUAAUGUUACUAUUUUCAGUCCAGGGUCAAAUAUAGUGAGAGUGCAACAUCAAGUAAAUAUUGUGGGUUGUGUUUUUUUUUUUUUUUAGAUAAGUGACCAAUGGGCUGAAGUGGUUCCUAAGAAGUCCUUUUUUUAAAUGUAUUUUACUCCAUAGUUUAUUGUUAUAUUUGUUUAUUUUUUCCAAUGUCAUAUUUUUGGCAUAUUUAUGCCAUUUUGUUCUUAAUAAAUCACUUAAACUGUGAAUUUUCUACAAAUAUUAAAAAAAAAAAAUUGUUCACCUGAUCAUUCUUAGAAUAAUAUUAAAGUUGACUUUUUUCAAUUA